Babesia ovata is the source of this 663-nucleotide messenger RNA. RefSeq names its product DNA polymerase III subunit alpha, putative. Lineage: Eukaryota; Apicomplexa; Aconoidasida; Piroplasmida; Babesiidae. The coding region runs from base 1 to 663 and encodes 220 amino acids. The transcript has a single exon. The record is from RefSeq and is a predicted model, not a curated record.
AUGUUUGACUUGGUUUUCGGAAUAUUGGACGUAAGACAGGGUGUACGGCGUGCUCACAGGAUCCUAACCGUUGGAGAUGAGCCUGGCGCCUGUGCUUCAUUUGCCGAGUUACUUUCACGUGUGUACGACCUCAGAACGCUCCUCGUAGAGGUCGACGGCGCGUCGCCUCCUGGCGAGGGGGAAACACCGCGUCAGUGUGCGGUACAGAAGGAUGACCCGUACGUCGCACGUGUGCCUCUGGAAUGCAUGUUCGCCGAGAUACGCCGUCGCAACUGGUACCGUGGCGCGAUUCUGGACUUUUUUACACCUCCGGAGAGCGUGAAUUUCCUGGACGCAGCUACGGAUACGACACUUAUCUCCGGAGUACAUGUAAUCGUAUAUGUUACUUCCUACGCUAAAUACCGAACUGGGUUCCGUGCUGCCGUAGGGUUUUUCCGGACUAACCGCGACUGCGCUGCUUUCAAAUUCCUGGUUGUAGAUGUAUCUUCCGCGCAAAACGUACCCUACGUAGAUGCUGAGGCUGAGUUAAUGAGGUUUAUAGAAAGCGAACCCGAAGUUAGCGUCUACAAAGUGGAUUUGGACGACGAGCUACGCCGCGGUUUCUUAUCUCGCUCCAUUUUGGAUGAAGCAGUAAUGUGCAUAAAUAUGUACGGAGUUAAUUAA